Molecule: messenger RNA, 936 nt
Organism: Cutaneotrichosporon oleaginosum
Lineage: Eukaryota; Fungi; Basidiomycota; Tremellomycetes; Trichosporonales; Trichosporonaceae
Biological process (GO): intracellular copper ion homeostasis; mitochondrial respiratory chain complex IV assembly
Cellular component (GO): mitochondrial inner membrane
Molecular function (GO): copper chaperone activity; copper ion binding
Source: RefSeq, a predicted model, not a curated record
UAACGCACUCUUACUCACAAUGUCGCUCCGUUUGCUCAGGCCAGCCCUCCGUGCGCGUGCACCCCUCGCCAUUGCGCGGGCUCCCGUCGCCGCGCCUCGCUUCCGCGCAUACUCCACCGAACCAGGCCAGCCGGCUAAGGAGAGCGAUUCCGUUCGCGCCUCGAACCGUGCCGCUAACGAAGCUGCUGUUGGGCCAUUCACAUGGAAGGCCGCGGGUGUGUUUGUUGUCGUUGGCGUCGGGCUCUACUUUUACUUUACGAACGAGAAGGCCAAGGUGCUUGAGCGCAGACGGAAGGAGCUCGAGACCAAGUCGGUUGGCCGCCCAAGCAUUGGCGGACCGUUCGUGCUGACCGACCACCACGGCAAGGACUUUACGGAGAAGGACUUGCUGGGCAAGUGGACGCUCAUCUACUUUGGCUUCACGCACUGCCCGGACAUUUGCCCUGAGGAGCUUGACAAGAUGGCGGCCGUUGUGGACCAGAUUGACAAGGAGAAGGGGCCAAUCACUCUUCCUGUGUUUGUGAGCGUCGACCCGGCCCGCGACUCGGUCAAGCAGGUCGCCAACUACGUGGCCGAGUUCCACCCCCGCCUCGUCGGCCUUACUGGCGACUACGACAGCGUGAAGCGCGCAUGCAAGAGCUACCGCGUGUACUUUUCGACGCCGCCCGACGCCAAGGCGACAGAUGACUACUUGGUGGACCACAGCAUCUUCUUCUACCUGAUGGACCCCCUUGGUCAGUUCGUCGACGCUUUCGGCAAGAACACAACGGCCGAAGAGGUGACGGAAAAGGUCCGGGAGGCGAUGGGCAAGUGGGAGGCGGCUGGGGGCAACAAGGCGGCCGGCGUGUAGCACGUCUCUGUCUUUUGCACAUUAGAGGACGCGGCGAGGGAGGCCGGUCUAGACUGUAGUCAUAUGCAUCACUCACUCCAUCUCCA